UAGUAUAAAUAAUCUUGUACAGCUCUUCAGAAACAAGAGCAAAAUUUUUUGGAUUUUCAAGUAAACAGAGGUCUGAUACUACAUUGGAAACAUGGACGCCUUCUUUGGAACAUGGAAAUUCGUCAAAAAAGUGAACUUUGAUGAGUUCAUAAAAGCAGCCGGUGGACAACCACCCGAUGAUUCUAACCUAACUGAGACUGUUUCCCAAGAGGGGGACCAUUUUGUCUGGACAACAAAGAGAGGCCAACAUGCCACAGAGAUUAAGUUCAAACUGGAUAAAGCAUUCAGUGAUGGUACCAUAGAGGGGAGACAAUGUUUCAGUACCAUAAGCCUUAAGGGAAAGCAACUGGUACAGGUGAAGAAGUGGGGUAGAAAAGAAAGCACAGUUAUCCGUGAGGUUAACGGGAAAAACAUGACAAUGACAGCAAAAUUUGGUGGUGAACAAGGACAACGCAUUUAUGAGAAAGUUUAAUCAUUAAUCAGUGAUUAAAGCUUUUAAAGCUUCUUUGUGAUUGUUAUCUGAAUAAUUGAAUCAUUAGUAAGAUCAGUGUGCAUAAAAUUACACUGAAUUAUUGCAAUUAAAAUAUAUAUUUUGAAA
Molecule: messenger RNA, 598 nt
Organism: Tachysurus fulvidraco (yellow catfish)
Lineage: Eukaryota; Metazoa; Chordata; Actinopteri; Siluriformes; Bagridae
Product: fatty acid-binding protein, brain-like
Exons: 4
Coding region: 92-472 (126 amino acids)
Biological process (GO): fatty acid transport
Cellular component (GO): cytosol; nucleus
Molecular function (GO): fatty acid binding
Source: RefSeq, a predicted model, not a curated record